Messenger RNA from Didymodactylos carnosus, 288 nucleotides. The record is from the annotation of a GenBank genome assembly. Lineage: Eukaryota; Metazoa; Rotifera; Eurotatoria; Philodinida; Philodinidae.
AUGUCCGCCUUUAUGCCCACUGUUUAUUCUACCUCAUCAGAUCAACAUGAUUCAAAUAGUGAAAUGAUUGAUUUACAAACAUCUUGUUCAUCGUUAACAGAACAAAAUUUACAAUUAGUUGCCGAAAUAAAUUUAUCUAAAAUAGAAUUAAAACGUUUUGUUGAUGAUCUAAAAUCAUCAUCAUCUUUUGAUGAUAAAAUUCUUCUUCCAUCUGAUCCACCCUAUCUGAUAUUUAUUAUUUGGUUCAACGUCGUGAUAAAAAUGAAAAAGAACAGACGUCUAUCAUAG